AUGGACACCCGUCGCAACAUUAUGGCAGGGUUUGCGGAUGUAGUUGGGAUUCCAAAUGUGAUUGAUGCCAUUGAUGGAUCACAUGUUGAAAUUACGAAGCCAGGCCCAACAGAAGAAAGGCCGUUCAUUAACAGGAAGGGAAGGGCAUCCAUAAAUGUAAUGGCAGUUUGUGAUAAUAAAGAAUGGCCGGGCUCUGCGCAUGACAGUUUUGUUUUUCGAGCGUCUUCGCUACAGGACUUUCUGGAGGAAAAUAUUCAUACACUUGAAGAUGGUGUUCUACUUGUUGACAGCGGAUAUGCUUGUUCGCGUUACAUGUUGACGCCGUACAGAGUCUCUGAUACACCGGUGAAAACCAGAUUCAACAGAGCCCACUGCCGUUCGAGGGUUGUUAUAGAAAGAACAUUUGGUAGAUGGAAGAGAAGAUUCUCCGUCAUGUGCAAGAAGGUAAGGAAGACACCCGCUCAAGCAUGUAGAGAGAUUGUCGCUUGCGCAGUAUUGCAUAACAUUGCCAUAUUGUUUGGUGAACCUGACGUUGAUGACGGCGAUGUGGAUGAACUUCCACUUAUACCCUAUGUUGGUGGUGAAAAUGGAUUUGCCAUCCGUGACCAUAUUGCGCAGGCCUAUUUUGGAUAG
Messenger RNA from Mya arenaria, 633 nucleotides. RefSeq names its product putative nuclease HARBI1. The coding region runs from base 1 to 633 and encodes 210 amino acids. NCBI's taxonomy places the organism in Eukaryota, Metazoa, Mollusca, Bivalvia, Myida, Myidae. The transcript is spliced from 5 exons. The record is from RefSeq and is a predicted model, not a curated record.